Molecule: messenger RNA, 5695 nt
Organism: Carcharodon carcharias (great white shark)
Lineage: Eukaryota; Metazoa; Chordata; Chondrichthyes; Lamniformes; Lamnidae
Gene: fhod1
Product: formin homology 2 domain containing 1
Exons: 24
Coding region: 183-4223 (1346 amino acids)
Biological process (GO): actin filament network formation; cortical actin cytoskeleton organization
Cellular component (GO): cytoplasm; cytoskeleton
Molecular function (GO): actin filament binding
Source: RefSeq, a predicted model, not a curated record
UCCUGGUUGCGUCGAAGUUUGAGUCUCAAUGUAACAUCUGCUUCAAAAACAGUGUGUGGAAUCACGGCAACUUUAACUUCACCUCAGGACUGCCACUCGGCAAAAACAUCUCUCCAAGUGUGUACAUUUACUACUCGUUUUAUUUACUGUGUGACGAGGAGGAGGACUCUGAGUUCGGGACCAUGGCGACUAUAACGUGCAGAGUGCAGUAUCUGGAUGACAUGGACCCUUUCAUUUGCACCAGUUUCCCCGAGCCCAGGAGACCGCCGAUUUAUAAUUUCCAUGAAACCAUCCCCUUAAUAGCCCAAGUGGCAGGAGUUCACAAGCUGCUGGACUCCCCGCUGAAGUUGGAAGACUGUGCAUUACAGCUAGCUCCAAAUGGGACUUAUUUGGAUCUGGAGUUGUCACUGGAUGAACAGAGGGAUGACCUUGAAGGAUUCUAUGAAGAAGUUGGCAAAGGGAGACGACCUACCAUAAUCCUUCGGACCCAGCUGUCUGUAAGAGUUCAUGUCAUUAUAGAAAAGCUGUAUAACUCGACAGGCCCUGAUUUAAGAAGAUCACUCUUCUCUUUGAAACAGCUAUUCCAGGAUGACAAAGAUCUGGUGCCUGAAUUUGUAAAUGCCGAAGGAUUGACAUGUCUAAUCAAAGUGGGAGCAGAAGCUGACCAGAACUAUCAGAACUACAUCCUGAGAGCUCUGAGCCAGAUCAUGCUGUUUGUGGAUGGAAUGAAUGGCGUCAUCGGUCAUAAUGAGAGUGUCCAGUGGCUGUACACUCUGACUGGCAGCAUGUACCGUUUGGUGGUGAAGACUGCACUGAAACUCCUGUUAGUAUUUGUGGAAUACACCGAGAAUAACGCAGCACUUCUGAUCCAGGCUGUCAACAUUGUGGAUGAUAAAAGAAACACAAAGACAUGGACGAAUUUAGUUGAAAUUCUGGAGGAGAAGAAUGGAGCUGAUUCUGAGCUGCUUGUCUUCACUAUGACGCUUAUUAACAAGACCUUAGGAGCUCUUCCAGACCAGGAUUCAUUCUAUGAUGUUACAGACUGUCUUGAGCAACAGGGGAUGGAAAAAAUCAUCCAACGACACAUGAGUAAUAAAGGAACUGACCCUGACUUAAAGCAGCAGUUUACCAUUUAUGAGAAUGCACUGAAGCAUGAAGACGGUGAAGAUGAUGGACAGAUGCCAAAUGCACGAAGAGACAGGAGGAAGCUGACCCCAAAUGGGGAUGAUGGACGGAAAAACAGGCGAUCUUCAGGACAAAACAUGGCUGAGGUAUCAUCAACGAAUAGAUCAACCAGCCCAGCACCAGCAAGGCCGCAGAGCCCAACCCCUGGAAGACUGAGCCCUAGCAGUCCUACAAGGUUUGAUGCAAAGAGUUCAAAGGUGAUUUCCAUUCACCCAGCACAGCCUGACUCCCAAAGCCAUUCUGCAAUAACUUCAACCACAUCUCCAAGUGACUUAAACUCACCAUUUGUAGAUCAAGUACAAUCUUCAACAGACCUUGCUCCCAGAAAAUUAUAUUCGUCGUUCAGUAAGCCGGAUCUGCUAAGCUCAUCUUCAGAGGAGAAAACAAUGAAAGCAGGCUCUGGAGAAAAAAGUAUUUUCAAGGCUGAAAGAAUUUCUACUGGCGAUAAGCCAGUUCUGAGAAAGUAUGAAAAUCGCUUUUUAGAAAAUCUUGUUGCAACUCAAAGAGAGAGGGAUUUAAGCAAGUCAAGCUUUCCCAGAGAUAUUGCUUCCAUACCUACAGACAGACCCCCUGAUGUUGAGGUGCUAAGUGAAAAGGAGCAACAGAAUGAAGCAUUAAAUGAGAGAGAGCCAUGUUCAGCCUCCAGCAGUUCAUCCACCAGCAGUACAUUGGAGAGGGAAGAGAGGGGAGACAGACAGGCGGGCGAUAAUGAGACAGGUCGGUGCAUCUCCCGCCAGUCCAGCUUGGAUCAGUGCAGUGCCAUCUCCAAUGACAAGAAAUUCAUGCUUGACAUGCUUUAUGCAAAAACCAAGGUCAGCAACUUCCAAGUAACUAAGGAAGAGAUUCCGACUGAGAGCGAGAGGAAAGUCACAGAAGAGGUCUUGGUGGAAUCCACGGAGAGUCUGAUAAAACGCUUUUCUAGGCAGGCCAGCCAUCAGAAUGAGGAGACCCAAAGGAAACCUGAAAUUGAAAGCAUCCCUGGGAAUGUAAAAGCUACUUUGGGGAAAUUUGCUGAACCUCAGAUUAAGGUAUUGAAGGAACAGUUUAGCAUUGAGGCUGAACUAAAUGAGAAAAAUGCGGAGAAAACAUCCAUAAUUACACCAUUGAAGAAAGACUCUGAACAUAUGUGGGAUCAACUAGAAUCAAGUCCAAGAGUGCUGAAAAUCAAAGAUUUAGACUUCACAGAUCUCCGCGAGGAGGAGGACAUAGAUGUAUUAAAUGUAGACUCUUCCAUAGCCAAGUCAGGUGUUAAGCAUGAUCUUCCUCAACCGUCUGAUAGUUCAGUGGUUCCACCUCUCCCGCCGCCACCUCCACCCCCUGGAUGUCCACCUCCUCCCCCUCCACCACCACCACCAUCUUUUAGACAACUUCCUGGCCUUCCUCUACCUCCCCCACCUCCACCUACUAACUUAUUACCUUCCCACGGAGCAGACCCCACAUUAACAAAGAAGAAAAAGACUGUUAAGCUCUUCUGGAAGGAACUGAAGCAGCCGGAGAGCCCUUUCAGGAGCUGUAAGUUUGGCCGGGGCACUGUCUGGGCUUCCCUAGAUAAAGUGAAAGUGGACACCACUAAAUUGGAACAUCUGUUUGAAUCUAAAGCUAAGGAAUUACCCACGAAGAAAGGAGGAGAUGCCAAGAGGCAAGGAUUAAUUGUGCUGGAUCCAAAAAGGAGUAAUGCGAUUAACAUUGGUCUUACAGUAUUGCCACCAGUACAUAUCAUCAAAAAUGCCAUCCUCAACUUUGAUGAAUAUGCAAUCAACAAGGAAGGCAUUGAGAAAAUCUUGACCAUGAUCCCCACAGAAGAGGAGAAGCAGAAGAUUCAAGAAGCUCAGCUGGCAAAUCCUGAUGUGCCACUGGGAACAGCUGAGCAGUUCCUUUUAACUCUGUCCUCGAUCAAUGGGAUUACAGCCAGGCUGCAACUCUGGGCUUUCAAACUAGAUUACGAGUUCAUGGAGAAGGAAAUUGCAGAACCGCUGUUUGACUUGAAGCAUGGAAUGGAGCAGCUUGCAAAGAAUAAAACUUUUAAAUCCCUUUUGGCAACUCUACUUGCAAUUGGAAAUUUUCUGAACAAUUCUAGCGCCAAAGGAUUUGAACUGAGUUAUCUGGAGAAAGUGUCUGAGGUGAAAGAUACAAUUCAGAGGCAGUCUUUGCUAUACCAUACGUGUAACCUUGUGGUGGAGAACUUCCCAGAUACAACAGAUGUUUAUUCAGAAAUUGCAGCGAUCACCAGAUCUGCUAAAGUUGACUUUGAUCAACUGGCAGAAAGCCUUGCUCAGCUGGAGCGAAAAUGCAAAGCUUCGUGGGAUCAUCUGAAGGUCAUAGCUAAGCAUGAAACAAAACCCGUUCUAAAAAAUAAAAUGACAGAAUUUCUGAAGGACAGCACAGAAAGGAUCAUAAUCCUUAAAGUGGUACAUCGUAGAAUUAUAAACAGGUUCCAUUCUUUUCUGUUGUACCUGGGUCACCCUUCUAAUGCUGCCCGAGAGCUGAAGAUUACCAGGUUCUGUAAAAUAAUUAGCGAGUUUGCACUAGAAUAUCGGACCACCAGAGAACGGGUACUGCAGCAGAAACAGAAGCGGGCCGCGUAUCGAGAGCGGAACAAGACGAGGGGCAAAAUGAUCACAGAGACAGCAAAAUUCUCUACUGCAGCUGGUAGUACUGAGAGCAGCCCAGCUCCUGAAACACCAGCUCACCAACUACAAGCAGAUGAAGAGCACGAGAACAUGAAAAAUAUUUUGACUGUACCAGAGCCACAGACCCGAAGGAGCAGAGGCAAUAGAUCUAUUGGAAGAGUCAGUCCACCAAAUCCUUCUGUUCCUAAAGAUGAAGCAGCAAGUCCAGCUGAUGAUGCUACUGAUGAAAUCAUGGACCGCCUGGUAAAAUCGGUCACACAGAAUCCCAACCAGAGGCCAUCUACUCCUAAGGAACGCAAGAGAUCAAGAGCAAAUAGGAAAUCUUUGCGAAGAACCCUGAAGAGUGGUCUGACCCCUGAUGUGGUUCAAGCCUUGGGUUUGUCCAAAGCGCCAGAAGUAGAAGUAUAAGACAUCUUGGAAGCGAGCAAAGCUCAGUGACCAUCAACAACUGAGAUAUCUACACUAACAGCACAGAAAGAUGUCGAAAGUACUUUCAUAUCCCUCCAGAUUCCCAACAAGUUCCAGAACUUCACAAGUACUUUUAAUUGUUACAGUGGCCCUGGACCUUGUACUAGCACAUUGUUGGAAGGAAACAUGCGUUGAACUUAAGUCAUGUGAGGAGGGCUCACUAAAUCUGACAGCCCAAUUCAUUCUACAUAAUAGAUUCUGAGGGCAGAUAAGAUUUCAGCUAAAACAAUCAUAAAUGCUCCCUUCUCCAGUUAGGCUGAAUGAUGAUAUUUCCUCUCAAAACUACUAGUGUUCAACUGAAAACCCAUAUCUAUUUUCUUCCGCAAUAAAUUGCCUCCAAUCCUUUAUUGAAGGGAGCGGCUCUUGCAGCAAUUCCGCAGAUGUCGUUCAUCCUCCAAUAAUAUUGCCAUGAAACUGGAUAGUGAGUGACAUCGAGUUGCUGAACCAUGAAGGGCUUCACGGCUGAACUCGACCCUGUUCUCAUUCAUGGUGCAUAUGUGAACUUUGGGGGGAUUCAGUGGAUAGUGAUCAGGUGUGGAAGCACUGACCAAACUUCCCCUUCCCCAACCCAGAGACACUAAGACCCUUCCCACUGGUGUUUUUUCAGUAGUUAACAAGCUCACUACAGACCAGAGAUGGAACUUGGAACUUGGGUCUUUCCUGACACAUAUGGCUCACCCACUCAUCAUGCAUUUACCCACUGAGCCAACAGGAGAUGCCACUGAACUAUUUUAAAUACUAUGGACUUUAACUAGCUAUGGACUUAGUGGAACCUUUAUGUCUGUAACCAUAAGUGUUUAAAUUAUGUAAAAUUACUGGUCUUUAACCAGCACUAUGUUGUAAAGAUAUCUUAAACUGACAGAGUGGAGAAUUGAUACUAAUAAUAAUGAUAACUACAUUGAGUAAAAGCAAAUAAAGUAUAUCCAAUUGUCAGACUACAACAGAAACAUUUGGAGUUGUCCUCAUGCAGCAUAGUAAAAUUGCUGACCAACAGACCAACAUACUUGUGUGCAGUCAAUAUUAUGGAUACAAAUUUGCACUGGGUGUCACAUUAUUCUUUUAAAUGACCAUGCAGAGGCAGUAUUAAGAUCACACUUUUGAAAACCACUAAUUGAUAACUUAAUUGAUAGAUUGGUUGCAGUGUAGUUCCGACAACUACCUAUAAAGAUCCAAAAGUACUUUCCUUCAAAUGGUUUGCAAGGUUGCUGAAUUAGAGAAAUGCAGAAAUAAGCAAUUAUACUAACUGUUAUACAUAUAAUACAUAUCAUUCUACUUUUAAAAUAAACUAUAAGAUCAAAGGUCCUUCAGGAUUGUGUGAUGUAUUUUCAUGAGCUUUAUAUUUUUAUCCAUGAGAUUUUGUUUUUUGAAUGUUUGUAUAAGGGUUGUUGCAACAAUUAAAUGUUUCAAAUUUU